AUUAGUUCAAGAGAAAUUAAAUCAGAAAUACAUCCGCAGUGUGUUAUAAGUGCAAGAAAAAUGUAUUAGUUCGGGUUCUAGUGAGCAUUUUAAUAAAUUUUGUAUGUUCUUGAAAACCGAGUUAUAUAACCUUGAAUCACGGGACCACAGUAUUGAUCAUUUUAAUUUUAUCGCAAUUCAGUUAUUUUUGUGAAACGUGUUAAAGCUCAGAUCUGACACUUGACUAGGGGCCCCCAUAAACAAACAACAUGCAUCGUGCAAGAUUAGUAUUUCAAGCAACAAACAAAGUAGGCAACACAGAAAGAUUUGCGUCAUGGCUCCUCAACAAACCACAGAAUGCCGCUGUGACAGUAAACGCCAGCAGGUGGAAAAGUUCCACAGCGGCUGAGCCUUUCCUCAAUGGCUCCAGUUCAGCGUACGUGGAGACCAUGUACAACUCAUGGCUCACUGACCCCAAUUCCGUGCAUGCGUCGUGGGAUGCAUUCUUCCGCAAUGCGACCAACGGGGCGCAGCCGGGCGCCGCCUACACCUCUCCGCCGAACCUAGCGCCAUACAACAAAAAUGAAGUGCCACUCACAGCGCUGGUCCCAGCCUCUGGUGGCAUGCCUUCCAUCGCCUCAGGAUCCCCUAUCAAUGAGAAGAUCAUCGACGACCAUCUUGCCGUGCAGGCCAUCAUCAGGAGUUACCAGUCCCGGGGUCACCUCGUGGCGCACCUCGAUCCCCUGGGCAUCUCGACCGGGGAUCCCACCUCGAGCGGCGACUGGCACGGCGGCUUGCGCGCCUUCGCCAACGAGGCGGUUAUUAGACAACACGUGCGAUUCGAUGAAGCUGAUAUGGACAGGGUAUUUAAGCUACCCUCCACCACGUUCAUUGGUGAAAAGGAGAAAGCCUUGCCUCUGAGGGAAAUUCUGAACCGCCUGGAAGCUGCGUACUGCGACAAUAUCGGCAUUGAGUUCAUGUUCAUUAACUCGUUGGAGCAAUGCAACUGGAUCAGGCAACGUAUGGAGCCCCCGAAUGUUACCAAAAUGAGCCCCGACCAGAAGAGGCUGAUCCUGGCCCGUCUUACCAGGUCUGCAGGAUUCGAGAACUUCCUCGCCAAGAAAUGGUCAUCAGAGAAGCGUUUCGGCCUGGAGGGCUGCGAGAUCCUCAUCCCGGCCAUGAAGCAGGUCAUUGACGUGUCCACUCGUCUGGGUGUUGAGUCCAUCAUCAUGGGAAUGCCCCAUAGAGGUCGUCUGAACGUGUUGGCCAAUGUUUGCCGCAAGCCCCUUCAUCAGCUGUUCACGCAGUUUGCUGGGCUCGAAGCCGAGGAUGACGGCUCUGGUGACGUCAAGUACCACUUGGGUACCUACAUCGAGCGUCUGAACCGCGUGACGAACAAGAACAUUCGCCUGGCGGUGUGCGCCAACCCAUCUCACUUGGAGGCCGUUGACCCCGUCGUGCAGGGCAAGACCAGGGCUGAGCAGUUCUACAGGGGAGACAAUGAGGGCAAGAAGGUCAUGUCGAUCCUCCUCCACGGUGACGCGGCGUUCGCCGGCCAAGGCGUGGUGUUCGAAACCAUGCACUUGUCGGAUCUGCCCGCUUACACCACGCACGGAACCAUCCACAUCGUCGUCAACAACCAGAUUGGAUUCACUACUGACCCUAGGCAUUCUCGCUCGUCUGCUUACUGUACUGACGUGGCCCGCGUAGUAAACGCGCCAAUCUUCCACGUGAACGGCGACAACCCUGAAGCUGUGAUGCACGUGUGUAACGUGGCGGCCGAGUGGCGCUCCACCUUCCACAAGGACGUGGUCAUCGACAUCGUCAGCUACCGCCGCAACGGGCACAACGAGGUCGACGAGCCCAUGUUCACGCAGCCGCUCAUGUACCAGAAGAUCCGCAACACUAAGCCAGUGCUCGAGAAAUACGCCGACCAGCUGAUCACCGAAGGUGUAGUAACCGCCGAAGAGGUUAAGGACGUGAAGGACAAAUACGAGAAGAUCUGUGAGGAUGCCUACAACCAGGCCAAGCAGGAGACGCACAUCAAGUACAAGGACUGGCUCGACUCGCCCUGGUCCGGCUUCUUCGAGGGCAAGGACCCGCUCAAGAUGUCCACAACCGGAGUGGUCGAAGAAACCUUAGUGCACAUCGGCAAACGUUUCUCCCAGCCGCCACCCAACGCAGCCGAGUUCGAGAUCCACAAGGGUCUGCUCCGUAUCCUCAAGGCUCGUAUGGAGAUGGUCGAAAACCGCACUGUGGACUGGGCCUUGGCUGAGGCUAUGGCCUUUGGAUCACUGCUGAAGGAGGGAAUUCACGUCCGCCUGUCCGGAGAGGAUGUUGAGAGAGGCACGUUCUCGCACAGGCAUCACGUGCUGCACCACCAGAAGGUGGACAAGGCGACCUACUGCGCGCUGGCGCACCUCUACCCCGACCAGGCUCCUUACACCGUCUGUAACAGCUCGCUUUCGGAAUACGGUGUGCUCGGCUUCGAAGUGGGCUACUCGGUCACAAACCCGAACGCGCUGGUGCUAUGGGAGGCUCAGUUCGGAGACUUCAACAACGUGGCGCAGUGCAUCAUCGACCAGUUCAUCUCCAGCGGCCAGGCCAAGUGGGUGCGACAGUCCGGCAUCGUCUUGCUGCAGCCCCAUGGCAUGGAAGGCAUGGGCCCCGAGCACUCAUCGGCUCGUCUCGAAAGAUUCCUGCAAAUGAGCUCCGACGACCCCGACUACAUGCCCCCAGAGAGCCCCGACUAUGAAGUCCGCCAACUGCACGACUGCAACUGGAUCGUGGCGAACUGCUCGUCGCCCGCGUCGUACUUCCACAUCCUUCGGCGGCAGAUCGCGCUGCCCUUCCGCAAGCCGCUCAUCCUCAUGACGCCUAAGUCGCUGCUGCGUCACCCCGAGGCCAAGUCCUCCUUCGACGAUAUGAAGGACGGCACCACUUUCAGAAGAGUGAUCCCCGAAGAGGGCGUGGCUUCCCAGAACCCGAGCAAGGUCCGCAAGCUGGUGUUCUGCUCCGGCCGCGUGUACUACGACCUCAUCAAGCAGCGCCGCGACAGGGGACUCGAGGCUGACAUCGCUGUUGCCAGAGUGGAGCAGAUAUCGCCGUUCCCGUACGACCUGAUCAAGGCGGAGGUGGCCAAGUACCCCAACGCGCAGCUCGUGUGGAGCCAGGAGGAGCACAAGAACCAGGGCUCUUGGAGCUACAUCGAGCCCCGCUGCCGCACGCUGCUGCAGAACCAGAAGACUAUUAGGGCAAAGUCCCAAUCGCAGGGGGGUAGUUGGUUAAGUCAACUGUUCGGCGGCGAGAAGCCGGCCGCCCCGCAUAGCGAUUCGGACUCUGAAACUGUGCCACGCACCAUUAGCUACAACGGCCGCCCGACCGCCGCGUCACCGGCCACUGGCUCGAAGGCCGCCCACAACAAGGAGCUGAAGAAUCUACUCGACGAGUUCUGCGUAUUAUAAACGAACUAAUCUCACGCGAAUAAACUAUUACUGUGUAGGCAACCGCGCUCUGCGGCCUAGCCGCGUUAGGAUAACCAUUUCGUAGAAUAACUGUAAAGCUAUAUUUGCUGGGCCGCAGUGUGCCACCGCCCUUAGUCGAUAAACACGCCAUACACGUAAUAGUCAUUAAUCCACUCGCUAUAUCUCGAAACGAAAUUUACCCUUGACUAUUUAUUACCAUUUUUUUUCGAAAAUAUUAAAUGUAAACAUUCACAAUUUCAUUACUGUCAGUAUUUUGUUGUAAUCCUCUUCACGGUUAGGUUAGUCUAGUUAGAUAAAUUCUUAUUUAUUUAUUAAACGUAGCAUAAUACGUGGAUUAGACUCGAUGUUAUUUAUUUUACUUGUUAAAGCAAUAUAAAAUAGUCGCACGUAGUAACUUAAGACAUUUUUUUCUUAAUCAUAUUUCAUUUUGGAGAAAUAGUACAUGUUAUUUGUAAUGUAGCGUUAUUACGCUAUUUAUAUUAUUUUGUACAUACAUAUUAUGAACACUUUAUUUUCUUAUUUGAUUUUGAUUUAUUGUUAAUCAAUGUUUUAUUGUCGUUGACGGGUUUAAGUUAUUACGUUCCUUCUACUAGUCCGACAUUUGGAAUUCGUAAUACAUUAGGUUAUUGCACAGUGGUGCGACGAGGCGGUAAUGUUGCGCCUACAAAGCGCCUCUAUUUGUGUAACGAUCGCUUCGCACCGCUUUUUCGGUCGUAGCCUAAAUCCUUGUACCGUAAUUCGUAAUUCGUGUAACGAUAUUGUCUGAGAUAUUAUUAGAUAGUAAUAAAUAUAGCCAAGCACUAGUUUGGAGUAAAUUGCACCGUAGUACAUACAUACGUAUAAUUUAUAUUAGUGUCACUGUGGUCGUUAUUUGUUGCAACCGGCGGGCCCCAGAGAUAGGUUUAGUUCGCUCAUAGUUACCGCCGUUCAGAACGGCACUUGUAAGGAAAAACACCAACGCAAAUGCUUUGUAUAAACCUACGCGUAUAAUUGUCUAACUCUAAUAUGAAUGUUACCUAAUCUGUAUGUAGAAUUAAAACUUCAUUGAUAACGAGGUAUUGAUUAAAUUGAUUGUUGACGUAUGAAGUUAGGUCGGAACAUUGUAAAAUUAUUAUCUGGUUGUUUAAUCGGUGAAAUGGCUAACGUUUCAGGAUCUAAUUUAGCUUCGUAACACUUAACGCAUGUAUUAAAUGCACUGUAACUUUUUAAUUUAACAUGUAUUUUUGAAACUUUGCUCAGGGCGGCAGGUGAAAGGUAUGAAAAAGGUCUGAAUGCAAGGUCUGUUUGGCAGGGAUAACCUGGGCUAUUUUAUCACUAUGUUAGUUUGAAAUAGUUAAUUUACAAACCAAUAAACAAUAUUCACGAA
Messenger RNA from Ostrinia nubilalis (European corn borer), 4830 nucleotides. It is a transcript of the gene Nc73EF, whose product is annotated as 2-oxoglutarate dehydrogenase complex component E1. Gene Ontology annotation, cellular component: oxoglutarate dehydrogenase complex; mitochondrion. The transcript is spliced from 23 exons. The coding region runs from base 249 to 3443 and encodes 1064 amino acids. Gene Ontology annotation, molecular function: oxoglutarate dehydrogenase (succinyl-transferring) activity; thiamine pyrophosphate binding. Gene Ontology annotation, biological process: tricarboxylic acid cycle. NCBI's taxonomy places the organism in Eukaryota, Metazoa, Arthropoda, Insecta, Lepidoptera, Crambidae. The record is from RefSeq and is a predicted model, not a curated record.